Messenger RNA from Linum tenue, 216 nucleotides. Lineage: Eukaryota; Viridiplantae; Streptophyta; Magnoliopsida; Malpighiales; Linaceae. The record is from the annotation of a GenBank genome assembly.
AUGCCUUUUGGAGAGAUGACCAUCACGCUCCACGACGUUGCAGUGUUGCUUGGGAUUCCAGUCGGUGAAGAUAUGGUUGUAGGGAAUGAGAGUGUGAAAGCACAGUUGUGUGAGAUGCUGAGGGUCGAACAAUUGAAUGAACGAUCCAAGCCUUCGCUUAAGAGUGGGGGUUUAGUGUGUGUUGUCUCCCUUAUCUUCCGGAUCUCCCUAAAAUAA